GGCGGCGCUCCUCGGCGCACCGGCCGUGGCGGAGGCGCGGGCAGAGUGGCGCGGGCCGAGCCCGGGCGGAGGACGCGCGGCGGUGGCGGCGAGGCGGCCUGAGGGCUCCAGCCGGCCGCUGGAGAGCUCGGCUGCGACCAUGUCGGCGGGCAGCCGCGACGAGGAGCGGCGGAAGCUGGCCGACAUCAUCCACCACUGGAACGCCAACCGGCUGGACCUGUUCGAGAUCAGCCAGCCGACCGAGGAUCUGGAGUUCCAUGGAGUGAUGAGAUUUUAUUUUCAAGAUAAAGCUGCUGGAAACUUUGCAACAAAAUGUAUUCGGGUCUCUAGUACUGCAACUACUCAGGAUGUGAUUGAAACUUUGGCGGAGAAAUUCCGCCCUGAUAUGCGCAUGCUCUCUUCUCCCAAGUAUUCACUCUAUGAAGUACACGUCAGUGGAGAAGAAAGAAGAUUGGACAUUGAUGAGAAACCUCUAGUUGUGCAGUUGAAUUGGAACAAAGAUGAUCGGGAGGGCAGAUUUGUCCUUAAGAAUGAGAACGAUGCUGUUCCUGCCAAGAAGGCUCAGAGUAAUGGACCUGAAAAGCAGGAAAAAGAAGGCGUUAUCCAGAACUUCAAGAGAACUCUCUCAAAGAAAGAAAAGAAGGAAAAAAAGAAGAGAGAAAAAGAGGCCUUGAGACAGACAUCUGAGAAAGAGGACAGACCUUCCCAAGGGGAUGAUAAUGAGAAUUCCCGACUAGCUGCUGAGGUUUACAAAGACAUGCCUGAAACCAGCUUUACUCGGACAAUUUCUAACCCUGAGGUGGUAAUGAAACGACGAAGGCAACAAAAAUUGGAAAAGAGAAUGCAGGAGUUCCGGAGCUCAGACGGGAGGCCUGACUCAGGUGGAACAUUGAGAAUUUAUGCAGAUAGUUUAAAACCAAACAUUCCCUACAAGACAAUCCUGCUGUCUACUACAGACACUGCAGACUUUGCUGUGGCUGAAGCCUUAGAGAAGUAUGGCCUGGAAAAAGAAAAUCCCAAGGACUACUGCAUUGCCCGGGUUAUGCUUCCUCCUGGAGCCCAACAUUCUGAUGAAAGAGGUGCUAAAGAAAUUAUUCUGGAUGAUGAUGAGUGUCCUUUACAAAUCUUUAGGGAAUGGCCAAGUGACAAAGGGAUUUUAGUCUUUCAGUUGAAGAGGAGGCCACCAGACUACAUCCCAAAGAAAACGAAGAAACACAGUGAAGGAAAGCCCCUGAAAGGGAAGGAGAGAGCUGAUGGGUCUGGCUAUGGCUCUGUUCUUCCCCCUGAGAAACUGCCCUAUUUAGUAGAGUUAAGCCCAGGGAGAAGGAGUCACUUUGCCUACUACAGCUAUCACAGUUAUGAAGAUGGCUCUGACUCCAGAGACAAACCAAAGCUUUACCGCCUUCAGUUGAGUGUGACUGAAGUUGGGACGGAAAAGUUUGAUGACAACUCUAUCCAGUUGUUUGGCCCAGGAAUUCAGCCCCAUCACUGUGACCUCACCAACAUGGAUGGAGUGGUCACUGUGACACCAAGAAGUAUGGAUGCAGAGACCUAUGUAGAUGGCCAGCGCAUCUCAGAAACAACCAUGCUGCAGAGUGGCAUGAAAGUGCAGUUUGGGGCGUCACAUGUGUUUAAGUUUGUGGAUCCCAGCCAGGACCACAGCCUUGCAAAGAGAUCUGUGGACGGAGGCCUGAUGGUCAAGGGCCCACGGCACAAACCUGGAACUGUUCAGGAGACAACCUUUGACUUGGGAGGAGAUGUUCACAGUGGAACAGCAUUGCCAACAAGCAGGAGUACCACUAGACUGGACAGCGACAGGGUGUCAUCUGCCUCCAGCACAGCUGAGCGAGGGAUGGUGAAGCCAAUGAUUCGUGUGGAUCAGCAGCAGGACUAUCGCAGGCAAGAGAGCAGAUCUCAGGAUGCUGCUGGGCCUGACCUGAUACUGCCUGCAAGCAUUGAAUUCAGGGAAAGUUCCGAAGAUUCAUUUUUAUCUGCCAUUAUCAAUUACACAAAUAGCUCUACAGUUCAUUUUAAGUUGUCCCCUACGUAUGUAUUAUACAUGGCAUGUCGGUAUGUAUUGUCCAGCCAGCACAGACCUGACCUCAGUCCUACAGAACGCACGCACAAGGUCAUCGCUGUCGUCAACAAGAUGGUGAGCAUGAUGGAAGGGGUCAUUCAGGAAGUAGACCAGGUUGAUCAGAAACAAAAGAAUAUUGCAGGGGCACUGGCCUUCUGGAUGGCAAAUGCAUCUGAACUUCUCAACUUCAUCAAGCAGGACCGAGACCUCAGUCGGAUCACAUUAGAUGCCCAAGAUGUCUUAGCUCACUUAGUUCAGAUGGCAUUUAAAUACUUAGUUCAUUGUCUUCAGUCAGAACUUAAUAAUUACAUGCCAGCCUUUCUGGAUGACCCUGAAGAGAACAGUCUGCAAAGACCAAAAAUAGAUGAUGUGCUGCACACGCUCACGGGAGCCAUGUCUUUGCUGCGGCGCUGCAGAGUCAAUGCUGCUUUGACCAUCCAGCUUUUCUCACAGCUGUUCCACUUUAUCAAUAUGUGGCUGUUCAACAGAUUGGUGACUGACCCAGAUUCGGGGCUGUGUUCCCACUACUGGGGAGCAAUUAUCCGCCAGCAGUUGGGACAUAUUGAAGCUUGGGCAGAGAAGCAAGGGCUAGAGCUGGCAGCUGAUUGUCACCUGAGCAGAAUCGUACAGGCAACCACUUUACUUACCAUGGAUAAGUAUGCGCCUGAAGACAUUCCAAAUAUAAACAGCACCUGCUUUAAGUUAAAUUCACUGCAACUUCAAGCCUUAUUGCAGAAUUAUCACUGUGCACCCGAUGAGCCUUUUAUCCCAACAGAUCUUAUAGAAAAUGUGGUGGCUGUUGCUGAAAACACAGCUGAUGAGCUGGCCCGCAGUGAUGGGAGGGAUGUACAGCUGGAGGAAGAUCCUGACCUGCAGCUGCCUUUUCUUUUGCCAGAAGAUGGCUAUUCCUGUGAUGUCGUCAGAAACAUUCCAAAUGGUUUACAAGAGUUUCUAGACCCUCUGUGCCAGAGAGGAUUUUGCAGAUUAAUUCCUCAUACACGUUCACCAGGUACUUGGACAAUAUAUUUUGAAGGUGCAGAUUAUGAAAGUCACCUUAUACGUGAGAACACAGAACUGGCCCAGCCUCUGAGGAAAGAACCUGAAAUCAUCACUGUGACCCUAAAAAAGCAGAAUGGAAUGGGCCUUAGCAUCGUUGCAGCAAAGGGUGCUGGUCAGGACAAACUGGGAAUCUACGUCAAGUCUGUUGUGAAAGGAGGUGCUGCAGAUGUGGAUGGACGACUAGCUGCUGGUGAUCAGCUUCUCAGUGUGGACGGCCGAAGUCUGGUUGGACUAUCUCAGGAAAGGGCAGCAGAACUCAUGACAAGAACGAGUUCCGUGGUCACCCUUGAAGUAGCAAAGCAAGGCGCUAUCUAUCACGGCCUGGCCACCCUCCUCAACCAGCCAUCCCCUAUGAUGCAGAGGGUUUCAGAUCGUCGUGGCUCAGGUAAACCCCGACCAAAGAGUGAAGGUUUUGAACUAUAUAAUAAUUCAGCUCAGAAUGGCUCACCAGAGAGCCCUCAGCUGCCUUGGGGAGAGUAUAGUGAACCAAAGAAAUUGCCUGGUGAUGACAGACUGAUGAAGAACCGGGCUGACCACCGCUCCAGCCCCAAUGUGGCAAAUCAGCCUCCUAGUCCUGGAGGGAAAAGCACAUAUGCCUCUGGAACAACAGCGAAGAUAACAUCUGUCUCCACUGGGAACCUCUGCACUGAGGAACAGACCCCUCCACCCAGACCUGAAGCCUACCCCAUCCCCACUCAGACAUACACCAGAGAGUAUUUUACCUUCCCAGCUUCCAAAUCCCAGGAUCGGAUGGCUCCUCCCCAGAACCAGUGGCCAAAUUAUGAGGAUAAGCCCCAUAUGCACACAGAUAGUAAUCAUUCCAGUAUUGCAAUUCAGCGUGUUACCCGUUCCCAAGAAGAGCUUCGGGAAGACACAGCUUACCAACUUGAGCGGCAUCGAGUGGAGCCAGUCAUGGAUCGGAAGUCUGACAGCGAUAUGUGGAUAAAUCAGAGCUCCUCAGUAGAAUCUAGCACCUCUAGUCAAGAGCACCUGAACCAUUCCUCCAAGUCAGUCACCCCUGCUUCUACCCUGACCAAAAGUGGCCCUGGCCGCUGGAAAACCCCUGCUGUGGUGCCACCCACCCCGGUGGCCAUCUCCCAGCCUAUUCGAACAGACCUGCCUCCACCACCACCUCCACCUCCUGUCCACUAUGCCAGCGAUUUUGAUGGGAUUCCCAUGGAUUUGCCUCUUCCACCCCCUCCUAACAACCAGGUGGGACCCCAGUCUGCUCAGGUAGCUGCUGCAGAACGAAAGAAGAGAGAGGAGCAUCAGCGGUGGUAUGAGAAAGAGAAGGCCCGCCUAGAGGAGGAGCGGGAGAGGAAGCGCAGGGAGCAGGAGAGGAAGCUGGGGCAGAUGCGCACGCAGUCCCUCAACCCGGCUCCCUUCUCUCCCCUGGCUGCACAGCAGACGAAGCCCGAAAAGCCUUCCACACUCCAGAGGCCCCAGGAAACCGUCAUUCGGGAGCUGCAGCCCCAGCAGCAGCCCCGUACUAUUGAGCGCAGAGAUUUGCAGUACAUCACAAUUAGCAAAGAGGAACUCUCCUCUGGUGACAGCCUGUCUCCGGACCCAUGGAAGCGGGAUGCAAGGGAAAAGCUGGAGAAGCAGCAGCAGAUGCACAUCGUAGAUAUGCUAAGCAAGGAGAUCCAUGAGCUGCAAAACAAAGCUGACCGCACCACAGAAGAGAAUGACCGGCUGCGGAAGCUCAUGCUGGAGUGGCAGUUCCAGAAGAGACUCCAGGAGUCCAAGCAGAAAGAUGAGGAUGAUGAGGAAGAGGAAGAUGAUGAUGUGGAUACCAUGCUAAUCAUGCAGCGUCUCGAGGCUGAGCGAAGAGCCAGGGUAAAGGGGAAAAAUGACUUGGUUCAGACUGCUAUGCCAGCAAUCUCUGUUCUAGAUUUGUUGCAGGAUGAGGAGCGCAGACGCCAGCAGCAGUUGGAAGAGAUGCGCAAGCGGGAAGCAGAAGACCGAGCAAGACAAGAGGAAGAGCGUCGGCGUCAGGAGGAUGAGAGAGUGAAGCGAGAUGCUGAAGAAAAGAGGCGACAGGAAGAAGGGUAUUACAGCCGACUGGAAGCUGAGAGGCGCAGACAGCACGACGAGGUUGCACGCAGGUUGUUGGAACCUGAGGAACCUGGGCUAUGCCGACCUCCACUUCCACGGGACUACGAGCCCCCAAUCCCGUCCCCUGGGUCCAGUGCCCCUCCUCCCCCACCUCAGCGAAACGCCUCCUACCUCAAAACUCAGGUCCUCUCCCCAGACUCGCUGUUCACGGCCAAGUUUGUUGCAUACAAUGAGGAGGAGGAGGAGGACUGCAGCCUAGCAGGACCACACUCUUACUCCGGGUCUGCUGGGACAGUUACUGGCCCCCAGGAUACUGCUUGGGAUCUGAGAGAGAAGCGUGCUAGAAGCCAAGAUACAGAUGUGCCUGGAAGUUCUGGAGCCCCGGAGAACCUGACAUUCAAAGAGCGUCAGCGCCUCUUUUCACAAGGUCAAGAUGUAUCUGAUAAAGUGAAAGCUUCUCGUAAAUUAACAGAACUGGAGAAUGAGCUAAACACAAAGUGAGGACCGUCCAAGGCCACUUUGUGUUUGCCCAGGUUCCCUCAGCAUGGGUGUGCAGGUGUAAGCCUGAAGAGGAGAGGGGAGGUUAUAUUUCUAAGUGAUUUCUAAUUCUGUUUCUAAAAUUAUUGCCAUUUAGACAUGUUGUGGUUCCAAGAAUUUUUAUUUUACUGUACCAAGAAAUUGACAUUUGUACAAUAGGAAUGCCAUCUGAUUAAGUGACCUGACUCAUUUGACACAUUGUUUAGUUUCUUUUUGGAGUCUUAGGCAAAGAGCCGCAGAGUAGAGGGCAGUAGAGGUAAUAGAGUGUGCUUCCUCUCCCAUUUUCUCCGGUAAUCCUUAUAAGGACUGCAGACUAAGUAGUUCUCUUUCUGUUGUUUCUCAAAAGUUUCACUUUGGCUGCCAGAUAGAGUAAUUGAACCACCCAGACCACUGUGCUCACUUGUAGUCACAGCCUUGCUUGCAGGAGAGAGAGCCCGGGCGGCUGCUCCUCCUGCACCACCAAGGGUUUCUGCCCCAGAGUACUGGCCAUGCUGAACACAGCCCAUCUCUCCCCUGAUAGUGAGCCCUCCUGAUCAGUUCUUAAGUGUGAUUAUGUUAAAUAUUUGAUUUUAUAAAUUCUCAAUGAAGAAGAUCUAGAGGAUUUAGUGUUAGGGGAUUUUAUUUUUUAUAUAUACCAAGUUAUUGGUAGACUAAUAAAUGUUUGGCGAUAUUGAAGAUGACAGUUGUUAGAAAGUUUACUGAUAUUUCAGAAUUUCAAGGAAUCUAUAAAGAAAGGUCUUUAGCUGAGCAGUGUUCAUGUGAUCAGCGUCAAAAGUAUCAAAGAAUGGGAGAUUCAUAGGUGACGCUCAAACGCUGCUCUCACACAGAAAUUUUAAAUUUACAAAAGCAAUUUACAUCCAUGUUUUGUCAGGAAAGGAAAAAAUUCAGUUACGCCAUCUGUAAUUUAAAUAUUACAAGAAUAACUCAUGACAGUUUAAGCUAUUUUUUUACAAUAUAUUAGAGUUAUUUAAUUUUAAUUUGUGAAUUAUGAGUUACCACUGUCAUAUCUGUGGGUAUGUGGCUGAUGUUGGGAGACGAACCUCAGUUUGCUUAUAUUGUGUGAUAUUAAAAUGGUAUAUUAUAUAUUACUUCGUGAUUUCAAGCACAUCUCCUAUUGGACAAAGCCUUGAUGGGGCCCAGAUGAUCUUUUUUGUACCUGUUCUCUUACAAAUAUGUAUGUCAGGAAAAUGCGCACACUUUCAAAUGAAGAAUAGAGACACUCGCUGCCCCUAGAAACCACUUUUAAUAUAAGUUGUAUGAUAAAUCGUUGAAAGUGCAAGUGUAAAUAUUUUUUAUGUCUGUCACAGUUCUUAUUUGAAAGUGUGCUUUUACUGUUUCCUCUGUAAGAGUCAAAUGAUCCUGAGAGUUGAUGAAGGAUUUACAUGCUUGCCCCAGGAAAAGCAAGCUCCUCCUGGUUUCUCAAGAGCACUGGUGGCCUUCCGGUGGCAAGUUCACACUUUUCUUAGAGAAGACGACACAGGUGAUCAGUGUGUUCAUAUGUAGAAAGGCAGACAGACACAAGUACAUAGAGAUUCCUGUGUGUUUAUAAAACCCAUAAGAAAGUGGAUUUGGCCAUCCCUGGACAAUGAGGUCAAAUGUGAAUAUGUGUAAAAGUGCUUUUCAUAAUGUGCAUUAAUUACUAUGGGAAAAACUUCCAAACUGCUGUAGUUUUCCAUUUCUACUGUAUUUUGGUUGCAACCUAUUUUUAAUAAACUUUGUAUGUAUUUAAGGGUAUUUGCUAUUGUUUUAAAAGUGCUGACAAAGUUUAUAUUUAUAAUAUCAGCCUUCCUCUUCCUUGUUUCCAUCUCUCCACCCAUUCAUUAAACAGUGCUGAGUAUC
Cavia porcellus (domestic guinea pig) is the source of this 7567-nucleotide messenger RNA. It is a transcript of the gene Afdn, whose product is annotated as afadin, adherens junction formation factor. Gene Ontology annotation, cellular component: adherens junction. NCBI's taxonomy places the organism in Eukaryota, Metazoa, Chordata, Mammalia, Rodentia, Caviidae. Gene Ontology annotation, biological process: regulation of protein localization; signal transduction. The record is from RefSeq and is a predicted model, not a curated record. Bases 140 to 5692 code for a protein of 1850 amino acids. The transcript is spliced from 35 exons. Gene Ontology annotation, molecular function: cell adhesion molecule binding.